AUGGUGCGGAGGAAGCUGCUCCCAUUGGAGGGAUUUGGGGGGCAUCCGAAUGCAGCGUACUUGCCUCUGGGAGAAUGCCAAGGGGACUGUGAUAGCGAUGACGAUUGCAAAGGUAACUUGAAGUGUUUCGAACGUGGUCCGGGCGAUCCAGUGCCGGGUUGCGAAGGCGGGGAAGAAGCCAUGAGCAGAACAGAUUAUUGCGUCAGUCCUUCUGCCAAUACUGGCUCUGGUGGUUCGGAUGGUGCCAGCCAACGUUACUCGUCUUCUGCUCAGUACGAAAUCAACAUAAAACCAGCUUCGGAGCAGUCCGAGUCGCUGGGGCAAAACGUACAACAACAAUCUUCGACUCAAUCACAGGCGCAAAACGACCUUGUUGGAUUCGGGGCGACACCGCCAAACGGAAAAGUUCUCGCAGAGUGCGAGGGGGACUGCGACAAUGAUCAAGACUGCGACGACGGCCUUGUUUGCUUUCAACGUGGGCCGGGAAAUUUUGUUCCUGGAUGCAAUGGGGGUCAAGACAACUUGAGCAAGAGCGAUUUUUGCGUCAAGAAGGGCCUCGCUGCCGCGGUACGGAACAGUCAAGGGAGCUCGAGCAGCGCGACAAUCUCGUUUGAGACCAAUGCCGCCAGCGGAGGCGAAUCAUCACUCUAUGGUGGGGCCAGUGGCUCCCAAUCUCAUGAAGGGACAAACAGUGGCGCGUCACCCCACGGUGACGCAUCGCAUGCCGACUCUGUUGUGCAAGAAUCAGGCUCCUCGAGAUUAUCUUUGGCAGGCCUCUUUGGUUUCACCAUCGCACUCGUUCCCGUUAUCCUCGGCUACCUGUUGGAAGGUUACUAA
This is a messenger RNA of Seminavis robusta, 837 nucleotides long. The record is from the annotation of a GenBank genome assembly. Lineage: Eukaryota; Bacillariophyta; Bacillariophyceae; Naviculales; Naviculaceae.